AAGAUUAAGAUGACCUAAGACGAUAACUAGACGAUCCACCACGUACGAUAUAUCUUUCAUCUCUACAUAAUUAAUACACCUGUUGAAAUUAGCAUUCACCUUUAGUUAAAAAAAACGUCUAUCAAAAAUUAGAAGUCGGAAAUCAGACCUUAUUCUAAUCUACAACAUCCUCCUCUCCACCUCAGGCCAAACAGUUUGAUGUAUAUUCAUUUCAUUUAUUCCUCGGGGCCCCAGGUUUCUAUUCCUACCUCAACUCUUAAUUUUUCGACGUCGCAUUCGUAAAUCUAUAAAUAAUCACCUCGUGGUCACACAGCCUUAUGUCAAUAAGUACGGUCCAUUAAAAUGGGGACACUUCGUCAACCACAGAGGCACAUCGUCAUUGGCCUUGGCACAUUCUUCUUCAUAGCUUGCUUCCUCAUAUUUGCACCGCGGCCUGCACGUCUCAGUCUUCAUUCUAUUGGCCACGGCGCUCUUUACGCCCCGCCAACAUCCUCUUCAAGGAAGAUUGAUCGGUUUUAUGACAAGGAUUACAAGGGCAGUUCUUCUCCCGUAGAUAUUAAUCGGGUCACCAACGAAACCCUGGGCUUUGAGAAGAUCUUGAUCGUCGGUCUUCCAGAGCGGUCCGACAAACGCGAUGCCAUCGCACUUACUAGCUCCUUGACCGGGUUCCGUGUUGAGUGGGUUGAUGGUGUGAAGGGAGAGACCAUCCCGGAUAAAGCUGUGCCGUUUGGAACAGAUCGAAAGAAGCUCUGGGAAACAAAUCUAGGAAGCUGGAGAGGGCAUAUGAACGCAGUUCGCAAAAUAAUAUCAGAAGACAUCAGCUCAGCCCUGAUCAUGGAAGACGACAUGGACUGGGAUGUGCGUCUAAAGCCCCAGUUGGAGAGGGUUGCUCAGGGCGCUAGAGCCCUUCUCUCAUCUGCCUCGAAGCCCAACUCCCCCUACGGAGACGACUGGGAUCUAAUGUGGCUUGGGCAUUGUGGGGAGGUUUUCCCCGAAACUUUGGACGAGAACAUAGAAAAACCUGACAAUUCCCCUGCCAUCGAAUAUAUGUCACGGAAGUUCGUCAUCGAGAAAGAUUCUACCGUACCACCGAAAGACAGAGUUACUGGUCUCGUCAACUUUGUAGAUUAUCCCGAGUAUACACGUUGGGUGCACAUCACGGGUGCUCCCAUCUGCACUUUCGCGUACGCGCUCUCUCAGCAAGGAGCUCGCAAAGUUCUCCUUGACCUGUCGGUAGAUCACUUGACAGGGCCGUUUGAUAACGCUCUAGCUGGACUAUGCAGACGAGCAGUUUCAACGUGGGGCGUCGAAGAUCCUGCGGUGGCCGGCGACCGGGGACUCGACGCAAAAUGUAUCAGCGUCACGCCACCUAUAUUCUUCCACCACAAAGCCAGAGGUCUCGUCAAUGGUGACAGCGAUAUCCAGACAGUUAAAGACGGUCAGAUUCGUGAAAAGGGUAUGACCGAGAAUAUUGUGUGGAGUGCAAGAAAUAACAUUAGGAACUUGAUCAUGGGAACUAGGAUAGAAACCCAGUAUGAAUAGAGAUUCAACUUAAUACCAGGCC
Annulohypoxylon maeteangense is the source of this 1564-nucleotide messenger RNA. RefSeq names its product glycosyltransferase family 25 protein. Bases 343 to 1542 code for a protein of 399 amino acids. The record is from RefSeq and is a predicted model, not a curated record. Lineage: Eukaryota; Fungi; Ascomycota; Sordariomycetes; Xylariales; Hypoxylaceae. The transcript has a single exon.